UUUCCAUGGCGUCGUCUCUCCUCGAAUCCGGAUGGCUGUAAGGUCUAGGAGCAUGCUAGUCUUCUGGCAAAUAUUAAGAAAUUUUAUACGAACUGAAGGGACUUCAUGACUAAGAGAUACACCAGUCUGAUAUCCUAGGAUUGCCUGCAGCAUGCAGAUGAACUUGUUUUCCACAACCCAUCACCCACACGGGCCUCCCAACUGUGAGACACGACAAUGCCGAGCACAUAUAUAGGUGUGCCAACAAGCAAACUGCUUCACAAUGACCUAUGAAGUAGUCGUCUUACUUGGAUCAAGUUAUAUCAUUAUCUAAUCACCAAUUUCAGUGAAUUUCAAUUGGCCACUGUAGGCACUUUCAUAAUUCAUGAAAGUGUCUUUUUCUUGUCUGGACUUCCAUCUAUUUAUUUUGAGAGGUCAGGCCUUUUCAGCAAAUACAAGAUUCAGAAGAAAAAUAACACUCUAGAUGCGCAGGAGAAAUGCAUUUUGCGACUAAUCCUGUACCAUGUCUGUGUGAACUUACCAGUUAUGAUCCUUUCCUAUCCCACUUUCAGAUACAUGGGCCUGAAAAGCAGUCUUCCAUUGCCACCCUGGAGUGUUGUCCUCUCUCAGAUACUCUUCUACUUCAUCCUGGAGGAUUUUGUGUUCUACUGGGGGCACAGGUUACUGCAUACAAAAUGGCUGUACAAGCAUGUUCACAGUGUUCAUCAUGAAUAUGCGACACCAUUUGGAUUUACUUCUGAGUACGCCCAUCCUGCUGAAAUUUUAUUCCUUGGCUUUGCUACCAUUAUUGGUCCUGCUCUCACUGGUCCUCACCUAUUUACCCUCUGGUUAUGGAUGGUAUUGAGAGUCUUAGAGACAGUUGAAGCUCAUAGUGGGUAUCACUUCCCAUGGAGCCCCUCAAAGUUCUUACCAUUGUAUGGAGGUGCGGAAUUUCAUGACUACCACCAUCGUGUGCUUUAUACCAAGUCUGGGAACUACUCAUCGACUUUCAUCUACAUGGACUGGUUAUUCGGUACAGAUAAAGGCUAUCGAAAGCUGAAGUCCCUUGAGGAGGAAGGCAAACAAUUAUAAGUUGCAUGAGGUAUGCAUGUCCUUCCUAGCCUCUGCACUGGCCCUGAGAGAAUCUGCAGAUGCUUGUAACUGUCUUCUAGCACAUUUGAAUGGCACAAGGAUGAGCACAAAAUUGUAAGGUGGAAAGCAAAACCCUCAUGGAGAUUAUGCUGUAACUGUUCAUAUGCUGUUACCACCUUAAGGAAUGGAAGCUUCUGAUGGAAUUGAUGAAGGAAUGUAGCAACUCUUUUUUAUAAGUGAUGUUUUUUUUUUGAAGGAAAAUUUUUGUCGGUGAUGUUAUCUGAGUUGUUUCUUGGUUUGCUUGAGAACCUGAGCAAAUAUUGCUGUUCCUGAAGCAGCAUUAGAUAACUGAUAUUUCAAAAAUCUUGCUUAUUCUAAACUGCUUAGAAAUAACUGUGAAAAUGCUGGUCAGCAUUCGUA
This is a messenger RNA of Elaeis guineensis (African oil palm), 1491 nucleotides long. The record is from RefSeq and is a predicted model, not a curated record. Lineage: Eukaryota; Viridiplantae; Streptophyta; Magnoliopsida; Arecales; Arecaceae.